AUGUCCUCACUAACGCGAUUUGUUCAAUCAAUCGGCAUUCGCCGUAAUUUCUCUACUGGUGUACCAGAAACAUCAAGACUCAUUUAUGCAUCUAACAAUUCUGGUCUCGUGAAGCUCAUUAAGCUAUUCUCUGUAUCUACUCUUGGAAUUUCCUCUGCUGCUACACCUGCAGUAAUGUAUUUCUGGGAUUCUCCAGCAGUUCAGGCAACCGAAUUGAGUGGUUAUAUGUUUCUUGGAGCUCUCGCGGCUAGUACAUGCUCUACUGGUGCACUCCACUUUAUGCUCUCUCCAUAUGUGCACACAAUUCAAUUACACUCACCCCCGCGAAAAACAGUGACUGCAGCUGAUACUAUUACACCUAACAGUGUUAUUACCCUUGAGACAUUGGAUAUGUUUGCGCGAAAACGAGAAACUACUCUAGCAUUGCGAGACUUGGUACCUAAUCCAGGCAUGUUCUCGACAUGGAAAGUAUCCAAGAAAGUACUGAACCGCCAGUUUGAGUUGGAGCGUGUCAAAGGUAUCCCACCAACCAUUCACCAAGACAAGUUCUGGCUUGAUCAGAGAGAUGCUAGGGGAGAUGGUCCAGUCAUGGCUAAUCUGAUACGUGUUGUGGAAGAACAUGAUCGCCGGCAGCGUUUGAUCUGA
Molecule: messenger RNA, 645 nt
Organism: Phycomyces blakesleeanus NRRL 1555(-)
Lineage: Eukaryota; Fungi; Mucoromycota; Mucoromycetes; Mucorales; Phycomycetaceae
Exons: 4
Coding region: 1-645 (214 amino acids)
Biological process (GO): mitochondrial proton-transporting ATP synthase complex assembly
Cellular component (GO): mitochondrial membrane
Source: RefSeq, a predicted model, not a curated record